AAAACCAGAACUGGUCAGUUCUCCAUUAGCCGGAUCAUGAUCGUUCUGGGUUAAAUUGACCAUUGAGAUGUGACUACCGCGUUGGGGGAUAGCGAUCAACGAGGUCGGACAAGAGUCAAAAGACUGGAGCUACUUAACAGGAGCUUCAAUCGAAGUUCGCCGGUGAAGCACUACGGUCAAAACUCGCCGCCGUCGAACAAUUGGCUCUAUCAGAUGGAAGGAUGGAAUCCGUUGUUUGGUUUAUUUUUGGUAGAUUCUUGAACUUCCGAUAGAGGGCUUGGAAUGUGGUUUCUUUCAAUUCAUUUCUGGUUCCUUACUGACUUCAUGAGUCGUUUUAAGAGCGUGGAUGAUGAAAUUGAGGAGAGUGAGAGAAUCAGCCAUAAAACUGACAGUGAAGAUUCAGAUCCACUGCUGGCUAUGGGAGAUGAAUUGGCAACUUAUAUACUCAUUCUGCUCCCUUUAAAGACACUUUUCAGAUCCAAGUGUGUCUCCAUUCGCUGGAAUCGCUUGAUCUCAGAUCCACUUUUUGCUUGUAUGUAUGUUAAUAGACAAGGAGGAGGAUCACACACCCAUAUGACCACCCCUACCAGUUUCUUUCAUCAGUUGGAUUUCUUUGCAUUUGAUUAUGGAUAUUUGCCUCCGGAGGACAAGAGACUUAACUUCCUUAGGCUUGACAAUGAUGCCAAGGUAGAAAAUGAUGACAACCAUGUUGCUGUGCAACAGAGAGUGAGAUCUUUUGACCAUAAUUUCUUCAUUGUUGAUUCUAGCAAUGGGCUACUUCUCUUUGCUAGGACUGGAAACCAGUGCAGGAAUUACUAUGUGUCUAACUUGCUGUCUAAGCAAUGGGUUGGCCUGCCUGAACCUAAAAGAUUGUAUCCAUAUGAAAGUGCCAAAUUAGUCUGCAAAUAUGAUGACGGUUAUAAACCCUCUCUCGCCCAGAUCAAAUUCGAAGUUUUACUUUUCUCUCGCUAUCAGAUUAUGAGUUCGCUAUUUUUGGAGAUCUUUUCUUCAGAGACUGGAAAUUGGAGAAUGGUGGUACUCCACAAUUAUCCUUCGUAUUUAAGAACACUUCACUGUCAUACCUUGUUCAAUGGGGCUGCAUACUGGUUGGAUGUACAUGCUGAUGGUGCUGGUAGGAUUGCUGCCCUUGAUUUUAGCCAUCUUAAGAUGUCAUCAAUGCCACUGCGCUCGGUUCCAUACAAUGAAAUUGCUGUAAUGCCAGAGGAUUGUGUUCAGUUCAUCCCACUGCCUGCUAGCAGUGAUCUUCCCAGCAAUGGAUUCUUGGGAUUCUCGGGUGGUUUAUUGCACUAUGCUGAGAGCAACCUGACCAAUCUCCACAUCUGGGCUCUUUCCAGUGGAGGACUCUCACAGGCCUCUCAGGUUGCAUGGUCUCGGAAGCACAGUGUCAGUCUACAGUUCAUGAUAGAUGAGCAUCCGGAUAUAUUUCGCCUUAUUGCCAAUUACAGAGGAGAGUAUGAUAUCGGGCACAAACAACAUAGGUUUCACUUCUCUCCAUUGGCUUUCCAUCCAUCAGGUCUCCACCUUGUUUUGUUGAACUUGCCAGGGAUGAUAGUCUCAUAUCAUAUUGAGAAGAGAAAGUUGGAGGUUGUGCACCAUUACAAUGUCCAGAACUUUCAGCAUGUUCCUCGCUUCACAGUCCUAUCUUACAACUAUCCAGCAUGGCCUACUCAAUUUCCCUCUGUCAAAUCUGGCCACGCUAGUCCCCUAUGCUCCUUGGAAAGAUGUUAAUUAGUGUAUUCGGCUCAGCUGUUGCAACUUCUUGCGUGGGCUCUGGCCUUGUAGCCUGUGCGUUUAAAGCUAAAGACAAAUCACUUGCUUUCUUUUCCCCUGGAACGUGCUUGAAUGAUGGUCCUCACUUGCGAUGGUAUUGGCCUGCAACCAGAUCGGCCAACAAUCUAAACGGUCCAAACGCGCGAAGGUCAGUCUCUAAAAAAGAUGGUUAUUGGUAAAUGUAAUCAUAUAAACAGUAUACAAAAUUGAAGAGAGCAUUUUGACAAAAUACAGUUACCCAGGUCAUGGUUGGUCAUCCGGUUGGAACGGUUUCCCCUCAAAAUGUCUUAUGAAGGUCAUCAACUAAUAGUUUUAGGAAUUUUAUAUACUUCUGAGUUGUUUUACUAAUAUACUCCAAAAUAUAAUUUUGGUCCAGCUUGCAAACAGCAAACUUCUUCAGUCUAUGCUUCUUGGGUAAGGUUUUCCAUCCCUUGUAUGCUUGUUCUGUGAUAAGAGAUACAGUCAAAGAUUUUGGCACUAAAAGAGGAAGCAAACCUUAUUCAUGUCUUCCAGCCCAAAAUUGGAGGCGGCUUGGGUUUUAGAAGCAUUGUACAUAGUGAACCAGGAGGUCCUUAUAUCUAAAUUGGUGUGGCCUUUUAUUGUAUUUUAUUUUUUGAUGAACUAAAAAAAUUCUAUUAAUGAAGGAAACUGAUUACUUCACACAA
Messenger RNA from Macadamia integrifolia, 2456 nucleotides. Its product is annotated as F-box protein At5g07610-like. The record is from RefSeq and is a predicted model, not a curated record. The coding region runs from base 283 to 1749 and encodes 488 amino acids. The transcript has 5 exons. Gene Ontology annotation, molecular function: protein binding. Lineage: Eukaryota; Viridiplantae; Streptophyta; Magnoliopsida; Proteales; Proteaceae.